This is a messenger RNA of Anarrhichthys ocellatus (wolf-eel), 1052 nucleotides long. Its product is annotated as granzyme B(G,H)-like. The transcript is spliced from 5 exons. Gene Ontology annotation, molecular function: serine-type endopeptidase activity. NCBI's taxonomy places the organism in Eukaryota, Metazoa, Chordata, Actinopteri, Perciformes, Anarhichadidae. The record is from RefSeq and is a predicted model, not a curated record. Bases 101 to 859 code for a protein of 252 amino acids. Gene Ontology annotation, biological process: proteolysis.
CGCGUCUUUCUCUUCCUGAUAAAGGAAGUACUUAAAGACUGAAGCUGUCAGUGAUGUGAGCCACUGCUUUUCAGUAGCUCAGCCGGACUCUGAUCUCACCAUGUUCAUCCACUGUGAGCUGCUAAUAGCGAUACUUGUGCUGACUCUUGAUGGUCGAGUUCAUGCAGGUGAAAUCAUUGGAGGUCAUGUGGCUGUGCCGCACAGCAGGCCAUACAUGGUGCUUUUGUACAUGUACAAGGACAAUGGUACACUUACCCACUGCGGUGGCUUCCUUCUGAAUGAGGAUUUUGUGAUGACUGCAGCCCACUGCAAAGCCGAGUCCUACGAAGUCUUACUAGGAGUUCACGAUGUCCAGAAUAGUAAUGGAAAAAAGCGUAUAUCUGUGGCACAAACAUUUCCACACGAAGACUUCAAUGCAAAUGAUUUCAGAAAUGACAUAAUGCUUCUCAAGUUGAGCUCCAAGGCAAAGUUCACCAAAAAUGUGAAACCCAUUGCUCUGGCAGACAAAGAUGAUGUCUCUCUGCCAAAACCAUGUCUAGUGUCCGGCUGGGGAAGAACAAAGACACAAAACAUCUCUUCUCUACUCAUGGAGGUCGAUGUCACACUUAUUGACGACGAGCAGUGUGCUGAGCACAACUGCUACUGCUCUAUGGGAGAGACAGGAGUGGGUCAUGGAGACUCUGGUGGCCCACUGGUCUGUGAAGAUGAAAAGGCGUACGGUGUGGUGUCCUUCGCGGCCGAUCCAUCCGAUCCACGCUUAGGUGCCCCGAAAGUCAAUUGUUUUAUGAAGAUUCCUUACUACAGAAGCUGGAUCAAUUCCACCAUGACCAAAGCUCUGAUGCACGUGACGAUUAAUUGAUCAAAUCCCGGCAUUUAAAUUCACUGUUUGCAUAAAAUUGGGCAGCUGAUAAUUGAGAUGCUAAUAUCACAACGUAUGCUAUUGCAAUGAGAGUGUCCAAAGUCUGCACUUCCUCGCUUUACACAGAUUUAUAUCUAUUGAUGUCAGAUACUGUAUCCUGCUCUUAAAUACAACAUUCUAUGCAUUAAAUAAA